CUGUGUAGGCUGUGUUGACGGUAAACAUGUACGUAUACGAAACCCACGACAUUCUGGCAGCAUGUUUAGAAAUUAUAAACAAUAUUUCUCGAUUGUAUUGCAAGGUGUUGCCGGGCCUGACUAUAAGUUUAUUGCUGUCGAUGUUGGCGGUUAUGGCAAAGAAAGUGACGGAGGAAUUUUUUCUCAUUCGUAUCUUUCAGAAAAUCUUGAAAAAGGAGCGUUAGGCUCACAAUCAUUCGCUCCAUUGCCAGGAACGAACAUAAAGGUUCCCCAUGUUAUUCUUGGCGAUGAAGCGUACCCACUCAAAACUUAUCUCAUGCGACCGUUUCCAGGAGACAAUUUGGAUCCGGCUAAAAGGCUGUUCAACAGGCGGCUCUCUAAAGCUCGCCAGGUUAUUGAAUGCACAUUCGGUAUAAUUAGCAACAAAUGGAGACUGCUGCUGAAAGGCAUUGAAGUGGAGCCAGACUUUGUUGACACCAUAGUUCAAUGCAUAUGCUUGUUGCAUAACAUUGUCAUCGACAAAGAAGGCGAACAACAAGUGUUUCCACAUGGCCAAGAAGAUAGUAAUGAUGACAACACUACUAGCAGACCUGUUAGAUUUACUUCUUUGGGUGAAAAUAGGGGCUCUACCGCAGCCUAUACAGUAAGGGACAAUGGACGAUUGGCUUCUCUCUGGACUCUGGGCGUACUAGCGUGUACGAGCGACAGAUCCCAUCCAGACGGGAUGUGUAGCGCGAGCGUGAGUACGCCUGUAGCUGCGCAGGAGUUGGCGCCUGCAGUGGACGCGGCUUUGCCUGACUCAUGGUUGUGGGAUCUGUCGCGCGAAGCCGCUUGUUUACGCUUGUAUCGCGCGAGCGUGAAGACGCUUGAAUACGCUUCCAGUGGACGACCAGCCUUAGUCGCGUGCACGCUGCGGCUCCGCUCGAGUGUGCACUACCUAAAGGGGCGUUCACACAUGGCGACUAACUAG
This is a messenger RNA of Homalodisca vitripennis (glassy-winged sharpshooter), 970 nucleotides long. RefSeq lists its product as uncharacterized. Bases 62 to 970 code for a protein of 302 amino acids. NCBI's taxonomy places the organism in Eukaryota, Metazoa, Arthropoda, Insecta, Hemiptera, Cicadellidae. The transcript is spliced from 2 exons. The record is from RefSeq and is a predicted model, not a curated record.